CUGACUGUUCCUGAACAGAGUUCACACUUUGCCACCUUCCUUGCCAAACCCUGGGAUUCAUUACAGUGGCCAGACACCAAGACACCUACGGAUAAACAGGACACGAGUACUGUAUGCUUGCUGAGUGCUCUUGGAAGGGCCAGAGCGAGACUUCCACAUCUUCCUCUUUCCUCACCCUGUUUCCUUGGCUCAGGGUCUCUAGCUGAACCGGAGGCUUUCUGUUUAGGUUAAGCUGGCUGGCCAGGGUCCGGGGUUCUGCUUGAACCUCUACUUUCAAUGAUGCGGCCACUCUCGCCACACCAGGCUCUUCACUUGGGUGUGGGGAUUAAACUCAGAUUCUCAUGCAGAGCAAGCGUCUUACCUACUGAGCCACAUCUCCCCAGCGCUCAGGAACUUAAAAAAAGUAUGACCCCAUACGACACAGGCCAUAUAAUAACAAGGAAGUACCCACCGUUCACGGGAACUCAGUAUUAACUGGGCACCCUGUGUUUUAAUUUGUGCAACUUGGCACUCGCUCCUGGCACGGCUGUUUUAGCUGGUGCCGGGGAAGGUGGGACUGAGGAUGGUUUUGGUCUCAUGGAGUGCAAGGCUAGAACUUCCAGAGAUUUCCCCCGACUCUACCCAUGACUGCUAAAAGCCCUUCACAGGCCUAGUUAUCUUCCUAUUGCAGAGCAGGCCGCACAGCCCCCCACCCCAUACUCAGUACUUUUGGGACGGGGAAAAAUCAAGAAGCCUGAGGUUCUGGCGGGAUCUGCGUGGAUUUUGCUCCGGUAAAUGUGCAGAGCGCCGGCCAAUCCGGUGUCCGAGAACCCGGGCGCGGCGUCCCAGAGCCAGCCGCUCACCCCCCGCGGCCUGGCCUCCGACCCGCGCAGCGCUCGCGAGUCCUUCCCCGGCCGCGGCUCCGCACGGCGGGGGCUGGGGACGCCUACUUCCCUGGGCGCCCAGCUCUGCCUGCUGAGACUCAGAGACCCUGCACGCUACACUGGGAUCCAGUGAGUGACUCCGGCAAUGCUGCCCCGAUGGGAACUGACUCUUUACCUGCUUGCUUCCCUGGGCUUCCACCUCUACUCUUUCUAUGAAGUUUACAAAGUCUCCAGGGAGCAUGAAGAUGAACUGGACCAGGAAUUUGAGCUGGAGACGGACACUCUAUUUGGAGGACUGAAGAAGGACCCGACUGACUUUGAGUGGAAUUUCUGGCUGGAAUGGGGGAAGCGGAGCCUGGUGUGGCUCUUCCUUGGCCAUGCAGCUGUGUCUCAGUUGGCCACGCUGCUCGCAAAGAAGCACAGACCCUGGAUCGUCAUGGUCUAUGGGAUGUGGGCCUGUUGGUGUGUGCUGGGGGCCCCAGGUGUGGCCAUGGUCUUUCUCCAUGCCACGAUUGCCUUCUGCGUGGCCCAGUUCCGGUCAGUGCUCCUGUCCUGGCUGUGUUCUCUCCUCUUGCUCUCCACCCUGAGACUGCAAAGUGUGGAGGAGGUUAAGAGGCAGUGGUAUGAGACAGACAGUGAAUACUACCUGCUGCAGUUCACGUUGACUGUUCGCUGCCUGUUCUACACCAGCUUCAGCCUGGAGCUGUGCCGGCAGCCUGCGCCUGCGCCUGCCCAGCCGGCCGCCUCUUCCUUCCCGUGGCUGCUGGCCUACGUCUUUUAUUAUCCUGUCUUCCACAACGGACCCAUCCUCAACUUCCCAGAGUUCUACAAACAGAUGCAGCAGCCAGAGCUCAGCUCUCCGAAGCAAAGCCUUUGCAUUCUAGCCAAGGGCCUGGGCCGCCUGCUCUGCUGGUGGUGGCUGGCUGAAUUGAUGGUCCACCUCAUGUUCAUGCAUACCCUCUACAGCAGCCCCCUCCUGGAGAGCGUUUCCUGCUGGACCUUAGGAGGACUGGCCUUGGCCCAAGUACUCUUCUUCUAUGUGAAAUACUUGGUGCUCUUCGGUGUUCCAGCUCUGCUCAUGCGCCUGGAUGGGCUCACACCGCCACCCCUUCCCCGCUGCGUCAGCACCAUGUUCAGCUUUACCGGGAUGUGGAGGUAUUUUGAUGUUGGACUACACAAUUUCCUGAUCAGGUAUGUGUACAUUCCACUGGGCGGGUCCCAGCGUGGCCUGCUGGGAACGCUGCUUUCUACCGCUGUGACCUUUGCAUUUGUGAGCUACUGGCACGGCAGCUAUGAAGACCUCUGGUGCUGGGCAGCGCUCAACUGGCUGGGAGUCAUCGUGGAGAGCGGAGUCCAGAGGCUGCUGGAGAGGCGCUGUGUCCUGGAGACCUUGACCCGGUACCUCUCCCCGCAAGCUCGCUGCCGGCUGCACGCUCUGCUUGCCUCUUGCUCGACCUCCAUGCUGAUCCUGUUCAACCUGGUGUUUCUCGGGGGGAUUCAAGUUGGCAAAACCUACUGUGACAGGAUCUUCCUGCAAGGCUGGCCGUGGGUGACCCUGUCUGUCCUGGGGUUUCUGUACUGUUAUUCACAUGUGGGUAUCGCCUGGGCUCACACAUACACAGUUCUCUAAUGCUACUGGCCCAGGCCAGCCUGGCUAUCAGCCUUCAAGGGACAUGGCAUUUCAACUGGGCCUCUUACUCUGAGACCAUCCCUGAGGACACCUUCUACUCCAAGACCAUACCUGAGGACACCUUCCAUUCUGAGAGCAUCCCUGAGGACACCUUCCAUUCUGAGACCACCCCUGAAGACACCUUCCAUUCCGAGAGCAUCCCUGAGGAUACCUUCCACUCUAAGAGCAUCCCUGAGGACACCUUCCAUUCCAAGAGCAUCCCUGAGGACACCUUCCAUUCCGAGAGCAUCCCUGAGGACACCUUCUAUUCUGAGACCACCCCUGAGGACACCUUCCACUCAUCUUCUGCUGAAGAUGCUUCAUUCUGAGCCUCACAUCUUUAUCACAGAAAAUGUACAACCUGAAAAUAUUCUAAUUUUGGAGCCUCAAAAAUUCUCUGCCUACCCCAAUAAGCCUCUCAGUGCAUAAGCUAGAGUUCAGAGCAGUCUCGGGUUCUUCCCAACUAUACAUGGUGACAUCUGUUCUAGAACUUACCGUAAACCUGUUGAAAGGUUCAGCACGGUGGACACUUAUUGUCUGGGAAUAGACGUCCUGGUCGGGAUAGGCCUGCCUCUCUGAGACAUUCCAUUAUGUUUUGAUGACCCUUUUCCAUGUUCUGCAUCUGGGGACUCUGGACUGGCCUGCAUGUAAUGGUCCUUAGCAGGGAGGCGGCAAAGCCAUAGCCGUGUUCCAGGUGGCCUGGCUAACAUGGGCGAUGUACAUGUGGAGCAUCCCAGGGAGUUCUGCAGUCUGAACCUUACUGGGGCAUCCACACAGCUGCUGUUCUUCAAGACCGGCAGCCAUGGAGUCCCCUGACCCUUCUUUCUCAGCCCUUCUGUCCAGCAUGGCAGUUUAAAAGCCAGAAGAUGGGUGCUCCCACAGACAGGUGCUAUUGGGCAAGUCCUCAGGAAGGGUGUUGGCCUAAGGUCCCACAUGUUAAGUGUGUUUUGCUUAGACGGUUUUAUUGUCUUGUUCUCAUUCAAAUAACUGAGAAUUUAUUGUAUACCCUUUGUUACAUAGAUAAUUUACAUUUUUCUAUACUUAUUUUGGAUAUUUUCAAAUAAAAAGAUUGAGAUCUAAACCUGCAUAACUUGACACUUCAUCCCUCCAGACAGAUGUUGGGCAGGCGACCGCUGACAAGAGGUGAGUGACGUGAAUUCUGCGUGGUUUUGCGGGGGAGGAGGAGAGGGAGGCAGCUUUCAGAGGAGCUCGUGUAUGGAGCAAAUGUGGACGAAUGCUUAACACUCCAGCUGCA
Messenger RNA from Alexandromys fortis (reed vole), 3787 nucleotides. It is a transcript of the gene Hhat, whose product is annotated as hedgehog acyltransferase. The transcript has 12 exons. Gene Ontology annotation, molecular function: palmitoyltransferase activity. Lineage: Eukaryota; Metazoa; Chordata; Mammalia; Rodentia; Cricetidae. Gene Ontology annotation, cellular component: endoplasmic reticulum. The record is from RefSeq and is a predicted model, not a curated record. Gene Ontology annotation, biological process: protein palmitoylation. Bases 1009 to 2493 code for a protein of 494 amino acids.